This is a messenger RNA of Aphis gossypii (cotton aphid), 3037 nucleotides long. RefSeq names its product phosphatidylinositol 3,4,5-trisphosphate 3-phosphatase and dual-specificity protein phosphatase PTEN (gene Pten). Lineage: Eukaryota; Metazoa; Arthropoda; Insecta; Hemiptera; Aphididae. The transcript is spliced from 10 exons. Bases 283 to 1593 code for a protein of 436 amino acids. Gene Ontology annotation, biological process: regulation of phosphatidylinositol 3-kinase/protein kinase B signal transduction; protein dephosphorylation; phosphatidylinositol 3-kinase/protein kinase B signal transduction. The record is from RefSeq and is a predicted model, not a curated record. Gene Ontology annotation, cellular component: cytosol; cell projection; nucleus. Gene Ontology annotation, molecular function: protein tyrosine phosphatase activity; phosphatidylinositol-3,4,5-trisphosphate 3-phosphatase activity.
GUUCUUUGUUUCUUUUUUUUUUAAUGUUAAAAAUGUUAUAAGUUUUUAUUUUUCAUUUCAUUUUCUUUUUCCCCUCUUCUGUUGCAUUGUCCCUUUUCAUCUCUGGAGCGUCCAGUCAUAAAUUAUCACUCUAAUUCAUCAUACAAAUAGACAUAAUGUUAAUUUUAUUGAUCACUUAUAAAAUGUGUUGUUGAUGUAUAAACUACCUAUACAUAAUUACUCUGGACUUGACUAUAAGUCUAGUAUAUACAAUGCACAUAACUAACCAUAAACAGCAGGGCCAUGGACGAACAAUCUACUCGUCUGGUGCAUAGCUCGACAAUUCGCACCAGAAUGGCCAUUCCCAACAUCAAAAUGACUAAUCCAAUUAAAAAACUGGUCAGUAAACAAAGAAAGCGUUAUACUGAAGAUGGGUUCAACCUCGAUUUGACUUACAUUCUACACAAUGUGAUUGCAAUGGGAUUUCCUGCAGAAAAUUUAGAAGGUGUAGUUUACCGUAAUCAUAUAGAUGAUGUAAGCAGACUCCUCGAUCAGAAACAUCCUAAUCAUUAUAAAAUAUAUAAUCUUUGUUCCGAGCGAUCUUAUGAUUCUCGGAAAUUCCACCAGCGUGUAGCUACCUACCCAUUUCAAGAUCAUAAUCCACCUAGUAUUGAGGUUAUUAAACCUUUUUGUGAAGAUGUUCAUCAAUGGCUUGAUAAAGACAGCAGAAAUGUAGCUGCUGUACAUUGUAAAGCUGGAAAGGGCCGGACAGGUGUAAUGAUAUGUUGCUAUCUAUUACAUAGUCUACAAUGUGUAUCAGCAGAAGAUGCUCUCAAUUAUUAUGGCCAAAAGAGAACGUUUGAUAAAAAGGGUGUUACUAUUCCCAGUCAAAGGAGAUAUGUCAACUAUUAUGCAUUAUUAGUUGAAAAAAAUUUAAAUUACAAGCCUGUGGUAUUGACAGUGAAGGAAAUAAAAUUAGAUCCAGUGCCUAACAUUUUUAAUUCGGGGCAAACAUGUAUCCGUUUAGUAAUAUCAGAAUGGAUAAAUGGAGAUAGUUCAAAAAUCAGAAAAGUAUAUUCAUCUGAUGUACAAGAUAUGCGGCGUAAUGCUUCUGAUGUAACAAUUCGUUUAACACAAAUGACCCAAGUCCUUGGAGAUGUAAAAGUAGAAUGUUACAACAAACAUAAAAUGAAGAAAAAGGAAAAACUAUUUCAUUUCUGGUUUAAUACUUUUUUCGUUUGUGAACCAGCUGUUACUGAAAAUGGUAAUAGAGAAAAUAAACAUUGUGGCCAGCAAGAUAAAACUGUUCAUUCAAAUGGUAUGGAUGAUUCAACUAACUUUAGAUUUCCAAAUAAUCAAAUGCGUACACACUCUGUUGGUCAUGUGGGUGGAAGUGAUAAUCGCCUGUUGACAUUAAACAUGAACAAAUGGGAAUUGGAUGGCCAUAAAGAUAAACAAAAUAAACUUUUUAGCGCGGACUUCCAUGUAAGUUUAUUAUUUGAACGUACUGAUGUUUCCGAACCAGUUGUUGGUGAAACACUGUCUGAAAGUGAAUCAAGUAGUUGCACAACAGCUGAAGAAGAAGAAGAUGGAUGGGAAUCUGUAUUUUUUUAGAAUAAUGAUUGGUGAAGGCCGCUUUAUUCUCUCCCUUAGGCUUUCGUAAACCUGUCGCUUGAGCACAAUACACCUGAUGGCGUAGAUGCAAAUGUGAUUGUGUUUCCGGUGGUUCUAGGCGAGUCGACGUAUCUGUAAGAUAUUGGGAGUGCCACAAACAGAAGACGAACAACAUAAACGUAUUUUUAUAUGUAUAUGUAUAUCUAUAUAUGUAUAUAAUAACUGCAAGUUAAUGUUUUUUUUUAAGUUAAAAAUUUAUAUAGAUUAUAACAAUUAUUAUAGUCUGGAUUUUAAAAACUCCUCCAUAAUUAGGCAUACACUCGCCUAUUUUAUUAUUUUUAUAGUACAAAGAAAAUAAAGUUUUAAUUCUGAUAACUUUAUUAAAAAUUUAUUUUUUAUUUUCGUGUUCAUCUGUUAAUUUUUAUUUAUAUGUCUUUUUUUUUUAAGUCUUCCAAUGUUGCCAUUGAAUAAAAUAAAAUGGACUUAGGAACAAUGUUUUUUUUUUUUUUUUAAUUUUUUUAUGUUAUAAUAUUUAUUUAUAUAUUAAUGAUUAGAAUAUAAACUAUUCUGUAAAAGUUAUAGCCUACUAUUUCAUGUUUAAUAGGAUUGUUGCCAUGGUUUUACAUUUAUUUACCAGUAUUAUUAUAAUUUUUUUUUCACUCAUUAAUCUAUAAAAUGAAUAAUAGUACAACACAAGAACAAUUUAAUAUUGUAUAUUUUGUUGUUAUAUUUUAAUGCAUAAAAAGUUUGACAUAUAAUUUCUAUAAAAUCAUUAUAUUAUGAUUUGUCAUAUUGUCUUAAUUUUUUUCGUAUAUACAUAUAAUUAAUAAGGUAAAGAAUAUCACAUUUUUUAUUUGCUUUAUUUUUCGAAACAUUUAGUUUUAAAUAAUUAUGGUAAUGAAUAAUGAUAAAUUCAGAUUGUUUUUUACUUAUUUAUUGGAAGUAUAUUGGUAAUAUAUUUUUAGACAGCAAAUUUGUCUAUGUCAGUAAUUAUUAACAUAGAAUUGUAAACAUUUUGAAAAUAUGUAUUGUGAUAUUUUCCUUUUGGUUUGUGAUACUAUGUCGAUUAUGACUUGUAUUUUUUUUGCUAUUCAAAAUUGGAAUUUUGUUAUUAAAAAAAAAAAAUAUUUUACUACUAUUAAAAAUCACACUAAACUCUAUUAACCAUUAUUAUAGUUGUCCAUCAAUUAUAAAAGAUAAUGGACUGUUUUUUUAUAAGAAUAAUAUAUUUAUUGGGUAGUGGCAAAGGGGUUAAAAUUUUUGUCUGUUCCUUGAGCUAACGAGUUUCUAGAUGAACACUGGUGCUGGUAUUUUUUUUUUUUUUUUUUAUAUAUCAUAAUUAAAAAUAGCAAAUGUUAUGUACAAUUUGAAUUUUAAAUUGUAUCCUCAAAUAUACACCUCUAAAUGUUUUUGUUCAAAAUAUAAAUAUACAUAGCCAAGUUUA